Eremomyces bilateralis CBS 781.70 is the source of this 743-nucleotide messenger RNA. RefSeq lists its product as uncharacterized. NCBI's taxonomy places the organism in Eukaryota, Fungi, Ascomycota, Dothideomycetes, Eremomycetales, Eremomycetaceae. The coding region runs from base 157 to 555 and encodes 132 amino acids. The transcript is spliced from 2 exons. The record is from RefSeq and is a predicted model, not a curated record.
AGUACUAAUUUAUAAUUACGGUGGGUGACCACGUGGGAACUCUCUCGCUGUAGUACUAUCCUGCUUGCCUGCCAUUGGCCGGGCAUGUUACCAUACAUUCUUAGUCAGUGAAGGAUAUGUCGUUAGUUAGUUGAAGGGGGAUUAGAUUGUUAGUUUAUGUUUUGCGCCCCUGGCAAUCCCAAGAUAGAGAGGAAAGAUCGACCGCCACAAGAUCCUUCCAAAUUCAACCACAGGAUUGCAAUAAUCACAUCGAUUCUCUGUUAUUCUCGAGCCUCGGAAGGAAGCAACAAGUUUCCCUGCGUAUUUGGUGCCUUUCUACAUUACAAUGGCGUCAAACGACGUGUCCUCGAUCUUCUUCACCAGUUUGGGGUUUGUGAAGGCUAUAAGGGAGUCUAUAGGCAUCUCCAAACUGUGGCAGAACAAGCAAAGGGGACGGUCCGUCGAUAUGGCCAGCUUCUGGACGCCUGUGUUGACUACGACAAUUUCGACUAUCGGGAAGCCGGGAAUGUGUCAAGUACUAGCUCAUUUCAAACCAUGCAGAAAUGCGCUCUGUGACAACGGGGAAAGUUUUCAGAGGCGCCGACAUUCCCCCAGGUGGAUUGAGGAAGUCGAUGCUGCACCGCGAGGUUCCACUUUCAUUAGAGGACCUUUUCUACUCUCCCGGCGCCGCCAUAUACGACGAGACUGCCUCCAAGGUUGACAGCUACUUCAUAGCGGAGGCGAUUCGGACGGCAUAGGAGAUG